AUGUUAUUCAUGCUGGAGGGAGAGCUGACCCGAGAUGGGGAGAAAUGGGUCAAGUGUGGUUUGGGUCAAGAGUUGCUCUCGCUUUUUGCGUGUCAAAUGUUUCUCUCGUCGUUUUCUUUUUGUUCUUGGUGAUCAAUGUUGAUUUAGCUCUAUCUGGUCGAGAAUUUACGCAUUUUUGGAAGCUUCUUUUGCUCCAAGUUUUGUCGCAUUUGUAUGAUUUGAUUUAUUCUAUUGCUUUAUAUAUAAAUCUUCGGAAAAUUUGUAAUAUCUGGUGCUUUUCUUAACCUAUCUCUAUAAAUUUCUUUUUCAGGAGAUGGCCAAUAAGAUUCCAGAGAACUAUCAGCAUCUUGAGCCCACCUUCACCACUCCAAUUUCGGACUAUUUUAGUUUGGUGAGCUCUAGACAAGGUAAGUUAAUAUUUUUCUGAUUUAUUCCUUUCAUGUUUAGGAGAACCUUGCGGAUUCUUCGAGGCCAAUUUCUACAAAUGUAUGGAGGCUUAUGGAGCCAAAUUGGGAAGAAAAUACUGUGAUUUGGAGCAUCGGGAUUACUCCGAAUGUAUUACUAGAGAUAAGCAGGUAAUUUGAUGUGUUAGAAGCGAAUUUGGUGGAAAUAUUUUUGGAUCAAGUGUAAUAAAGCUUUUCUUGGCUUUUUAUAGGGGCAGGAGAUGUUUUAUAAGAUCUCGGGGGUUGCUUUUGUCAGGGAUAAUGUAAAAUUUAUAUUGCACUGGAUAAAAACUUCCAAAUUUUAGUAGAAAAAUUGCUUUAGAGAUAGAGAAGAGAUCCAUGAGCAACAUUCUAACAAACACUGUGUUUGCUUCAUCGUAUUUUACCUUCAAAUUUUAGGAAAAGCGCUACAAAGCCAUCCAAGCGGAGUGGGAAAAGAAGUACAAAGAAGGAAAGAUUGACAAGAAAUUCUCGGACCACAUCCAAUACGGCGACUUUAAGCCCGAUUACUUCCGUUGGAACCGUAUUUGGUAG
This is a messenger RNA of Bursaphelenchus xylophilus (pine wood nematode), 977 nucleotides long. Lineage: Eukaryota; Metazoa; Nematoda; Chromadorea; Rhabditida; Aphelenchoididae. The record is from the annotation of a GenBank genome assembly.